Hylaeus anthracinus is the source of this 12751-nucleotide messenger RNA. RefSeq lists its product as uncharacterized. Bases 2146 to 8712 code for a protein of 2188 amino acids. The record is from RefSeq and is a predicted model, not a curated record. NCBI's taxonomy places the organism in Eukaryota, Metazoa, Arthropoda, Insecta, Hymenoptera, Colletidae. The transcript is spliced from 12 exons. Gene Ontology annotation, cellular component: endoplasmic reticulum.
ACAACGUGAGCGUAGGUAUGGACUUAAUGAAACGAUUAUCAUCGCCGGCACUUCCAGUUGCGGUCUGGCCACCAGAAGUGUAUUACUGGCCGCCUGAUAAGGGUUACGACGCAUGGAGAAUGCAAUGGAAAAUGUUAAAAAUAUUUUUUACCGUAAACGACGACUUCUAAAUCCGUACAUUAACAAUGAACGCUAACCGUAAAAAACAGUACAAUAAAAUUGUUAAGUGAUUGUGUGUAACGAAUCUAAAAUAGCGAAGUGUCAGUGAACAUAUUUACACUUGUGACAAGCAACGUGUGGCAUUUAAGUUUUCAUAAAAAUUGUUUUGUGACCGUUCUAGUUGUACAUUAUAAAUAUAGUAUGUGAUAUUUCUUAAUUCUUCGCAAGGAAGCGCGAUACAAGCGACUACAGUAUGAUGCAAUUUCCUUUUUAUUACAUUUCAAUGUGUAUCAAAUAAUUUCUGAUUUAUUUAGAAUUUAAUAACACUUUCAUUGUUUGUGAAGUAAUUUUCAACUAUUAACAUUUAUUUAGUUUCAAACUGCUGAUGUUUUGGGACAAUUCAUAGGCCUCUUCCGGUGUAAAGCAAUAUUUUAAAAUUAAUAGAAAGUACAAUGAUACAUUUUUUUAUAUAAUCUUGUGGUGAAAAUCACUAUUAUUAUUAACAGUGCGUUAAUCUGCGUCGAAUCAUCGAUAUUUUCCGUUUAAAACGUAUCGAUAGGGAAAAUAAAGAUCUAUACUUCCAUUUGCCGUUUGACACAGUCGUAAUUGCAUUACCAUCGUAUCACUUGCAAGUAUUGUCAGCUAAUUUACAACGUACGUGCUGCUUGCUUCAAUAACCAUUUAAUUUUUCAAGAACAACAACGACACAUGUUCAGACGAUACUUCCCAAACCUUGAUUUUCGUAUUGGUGGUAGUACUAUGUGUGUAGCUGUUAAAUGUUAGAUAAUUACAAUUGCGAAGAAGGCCGUUCUUUAUCUCUAUCCGCGUAUAAAUGUCAGAGAAGUAUCGUCCAACAAUUUAUCUGCCAGACUAACGACGGACAGGGCAAGGAAAAUAUUGUUUAAUUAUGGUCAUUUUCAUUGCCCUCUUUAUAUCUGUCCUCGCCGACUUCUGAAUUUACGGAAACUACUGGGUACUUAUCUUUAGUUAAAUUUAUACCACUUGUGGUAUCGCACAAGACUUAUCCGCUCUCACUUAUUAAGUCAUUAGUGCAUAAAACAGUAGAUAAUACUGAGUUUUCUGUACCAUUCGUAGAAUUAAAUCAAAACUUUCCAAGGCUUUUUAAAAUGUCACUCACUAACACCACUAUGCUGAUUUUAUGUUUAUGCUAUUUACCAAUUCGACUGGCUUGUUUGAAAUAAUAAAUUCAGUUUGCUAAGAAUGCAAAAAUAGGAUCCGUUAAUGAAACUUUGAAAAGCAACGUUAAAAUUACUGCGCGUUUAGAACUGUCUCGCAUUUUCUGUCUCGAACUUUCUAAUUUUUCGCGUUGAAGUUGUUCAAUGAUGCGAAUUUUGCGACUCAAGUGUAAUAACCAACAACCGCUAAUAGCUAUCGCCCUGUCGCAUUGACGCGUCAACAUAACGUGAAAAGUGUUGCUCGCGAGACAGAUAACAUUAUCGUAAGUGGAUAAUGUGAAAACGUUCGACGAACGAUGAAACCUUUCGCCAAGAAGAAUUAAACUAUUGCAUAGUCGAUUUUAGCUUGACUACCUCCUUGUCCUUGUGAACCUCAACAUAUCGAUUACAAAUUUCUCCCACUAUCGCUUCGAAGGACAAACAAAUUUUAACUCGUUCGUAACAACCUUCAUAUUAUUUUCUUAUUUGUAUAAUAGAAUCUUCCAAUCGACUAAUUUCACUCUUCCUCGAAAAAGGAAGGUACUUUCAAUUCCAAUCACGAAUUAAAACUCUUACACAUCUGAAGGCGACCAGUAAAUCAGUCCCAAGCAUCUAUGCUUUAAUGACAGCUACCAAACAUUCACGAAUAAAUUUCGUUUGCUCGGAAAACCCACUUGUUAUCGAUUGGUUUCAAUCACGAGCAAGCAAGUUUAUUCUUAAUUGAUAUAAUCUCGGUUACGUGAUCAGUAUCGAGACGACUGGCCGUGACUUUUCGUCGAAUUCAAGAGCCAGUUAACGACACCGAUGGAACAUGAGUUGCAACGUGACGCCUCUGAAAAAGUACGCGGAAAUCAGUUACCGCGUGAAAUGCGUGUCAGUGGAGAACGAGAAGGUGUUCGGUGACGUUUACGUCACCCAGCAGACGAGGAAUCUCCUCUACUGUGCUGACGGGUAUCAGUUUCCCGCCCUAUACAGGAGACGAAGAUACAAUCUGACACUGAAGAACUGGAAGGGCCCCGAUUUUAUGGAGAUAAACAAGAAGAAACCGAUCAGGAGGGCCAGCGAGGCGCAGGUCAAAGUAGCGAAGAAAUGUUUCAAGAGAUCGAAGUCGUUUGGGGAUGCGAAGAAGGAAGUCGAGCACGAUUGCAACAGCAUCAAGAGCAUGAAGACCGAGGCCGAUAUCAGGUUCCCAAAGACUUAUCCACCGCCUCUACCCGUCUCACUCGAGAGAAAAGAAGGAACAAUUUCCUCGUUGGUGGAUCAGUUGCUGCAAGAUAUCUACGGUUUGCCAGACGGCGACAGGGGACGAUCGGAAAGCGACUCGACAGCUUCAUCCCCGAAGACGCGUCCGCAUCAUCAGCAUCUGCAAAAGGCGCGUCUGUUAUGGAAAAACAAAACCGAGCUUCAAGUUCUGGUAAUGAACUUGCAAGAUCACAUCAAUCAUACCGGUGCUAUACUUAUCCGACAGCUGCGUCGAAAGGAUUAUCUCAGCAUCAAACGCGAAAAACAGUGGGAUAUUAUUACAGCCUACCUUCAAGCCCACAGUCAGAAGCGUGUCGAAGACACGAAAAUGAGAUUUAGCCUGAAGCCGCAGCCAGGGGAAAGCGGUUUCGUGCAAUGGCUGGACGCGAUGAAAAUGGUCGCCAGGUUGCAGGGAGGAAUACCACCGAAAUUUCGAAAGGAGUUAUGGCUGACGCUGGCAGAACGUCAUCUGGAGCAGCGCGGUGUAGAUUGGAAGCAGGCUGAAAAGGUCUGCUUCAACGAGUGGAGCAAUCCUGACGAUGAAGAGCUCGGUAUACAAAUCGUUAAAGAUUUACACAGGACAGGCUGCAGUCUAUUUUGCGGCGCAGCUGGCAGAGACAAUCAGGCGGUGCUUCGUCGGGUUCUACUUGGCUUCGCUCGAUGGAACAAGUCCGUCGGCUAUUGCCAAGGCCUGAACGUGCUGGCCGCUCUCGUUCUGCAAGUUAUGGAUCGCGCCGAGUCCGCCGCGGUGAAGGUGAUGAUCUACUUGAUAGAAGGUGUCCUGCCCGAAGGUUAUUUCGCAGACAAUCUACGCGGCCUCUCCGUGGACAUGGCGGUGUUUCGCGAUCUCCUGCGCUCCAAACUGCCCAAGCUCUCGAAACACCUCAAGGCGCUGCAGAACGACGCGAAGGACAAAGCCACAGGCAGCAGCUACGAGCCACCUCUGACGAAUGUGUUCACGAUGCAAUGGUUUCUCACUCUCUUCUGUCACUGUUUACCCCAGGACGCGGUGCUCCGUGUCUGGGACUUGAUAUUCCUCGAGGGAGACGAGAUCCUCCUCAGAACCGCUCUGACCAUCUGGGAAGGGCUAUCGGACCGUAUCAUGACCGUGACGUCCGCAGACGAGUUUUAUAGCAUAAUGGGAGUCCUGUCGAGGGAGAUGCUGGAAUUCACGGACACGAACAAUCUCAUAAAGAACAUAGUCAGUAUGGAACCAUUGCAUGGCGUGAAAGCUUUGAGAGAAAAGCACAGGUACAAUAUCACGCCGUGGGCUAGGAAGCUGAGCGACGACGACGACAGCGACACGGAAGAGGAGGAAAGGUUGGCCGUGGCCGCUGCCAUGUUCAACAUGGCACAAAGGCUGAAGAAAGAUCGCAUACCGCAAACGAUUGGCGCCCUGCAGGCCAUGGCGCCCAGCAGCGACCGAGAACGCCUCGCUCUGGACAUUAGUAUUUUGAAACAACAAUACGCCAAACUGCGCGAACGUCAACACCAGGCUCACAUUAUACUUUCCGCCGCAUGUGCAAGGCAGACCAUGGUACCACCUCCUACUUCUCAGGCCAUGAAUCAUCUUUUAGUGGGCAAAAAUGCGCUCGUGAGCGGGAAGAAUCGACCUCUGAGUCUACCUUCUGGCACCUCAGCGGCGAAGACACGACCUACACCUUUAAGUCAGAAUCGUAAGGACAGGCAAGGCGUCACGCUCCAUUGGAAGGACACGAAGAAAUCGAAGCAGAAAUCUUUAAAUUCACCAGAAGCGGCAGAAGCCACCGUGGCACCGGUGCAAUCCUCGGAAGCUGACCUAGCAUCUCCAAAGCGCAGCAACGGUGACAGCGACAGCGACAGCACGUCGACGGAAUUGUGCGACGAACCUGAUCGUCUCAGCGACGUUGACAGCGAAGACCUCACGUCAGCGUCCGAGUCCUACGCCAUGGCGACGGACGAGGACAGAAAUUUUCGAGUAGGGAGUUCCCCGUUACCUGAGAAGACACUCGAUCGUGCGUUGCCCGAAGACAAGAGUAACGCCGAAAUAUCACAGGACUUAAAGUCACCGGAGGAAAAUUUGAGGGAUAUAUCGAUCUCCAAAAUCACUGAUCAGAUACGAAGACUGUCGGCGGAGGAUGACAAUAAUUCGAUGGUUCCUCAGAAAUUCAGUUUACAAAACAAAGAGACAGACUUGUCGACGAAAACGUCCCCUUUGAAGAAGGAGAAGUCCAUACCUGAUCUUGCUGUUGAAUACACCUCGACUGUUGAAACUGUCAGGAAGUCCUUGGUCCUGGAUGAGUUCGAUUAUCUGAGCUUCAGCAGCAGCAAGCUCACCUUGAAAGAAGAGGAAGUGUUGGUGCACGAAACGCAUCGACCCAAGGAAAUCGUAAAAGAAACAGCGAUCUCGCCUCGCGACGAUGCUGCGACGAAUCAGGAGGAUCGAAUCGAAGAUAUCCCUUCCACGGUUAUCCGACUAGACACUUCCACUGUGUUUCCAGAGUACUCGACAACGUUGGACGCGAAGUACGAUAAAGUACCAGACAGGGUUACUCAUGAUUUAGAAACGGACAGUGAGGACCGUUACAAAACGUCCUUCAGUUACUCCAGCAGACUAUCUUUGGACCCGAAGACGUACGACAGCUCAAAGAUGGACAUUUUGAUUAGAGACGCGACGACGGUGGACAUCGAGAAGAAACCCUACUGCAAAAUGUACGUGGGUCAUCUUCCAAUCUCGCCCAUAACAGUUGACCAGAAGCUGAGUCAAGUGACGCCAACUAUUCACAGAACGAACAGUAUCGUGGGAUCGAUAGCAGACGUCGAUAAGGAUGCUGAGAUGUCGUUGGAGAACAUGUACUUCAGUGAGAGGUCGCAGCCAGCGCAGACGAAGAUGUAUUCAGACUUGAAGAAGAGUCCCAAGACACCCGAGAGCAACAAGUCUUGCAGCUCUGGCGAGACCAUGGGCCCCGACUCGAAGCCUUCCAGUUUAACGGUGAGCCCUAGGUCUCCUGCCAGGUCCGACUCGCGAGACCUGUUGAUGGACAAAUCGGUGUGUUCCUCGGUCAGUUCCGACUCGAAGACCCUGGUCUUCCGUUCCAUGGACUCUGAUGUCGCCAAAGAUGGCGCGAGGAAGGCAUACGAGAAAUCUGGCUCCUCGACGCCCAUCAGCAUGGACUCGCUGAGGAUCAAGUCGGAGGCGAGCCCUAAACUGGUGGUGAGCAGCUCCAGCGACUCAUGCAGCCCAGGUAAACAAAAGUCUUCCGAGAGGUCGUUCAGUUCGGACCUUCAAUCGCCAAUAAGUGCCAACUCCAUAAAAUAUACCUCGAAUUACAAUCGACGGGGCCAAGACGACGUGUCUGGCUCGUCGAUCGACACAGCCACGUCGCCAUUCUACCCGAUCUCGAAUCCCAAUCAAAAGACUCCAUCUCCGUACAGCGUCUCCAGGCGAAGGUCAAGCAUAGACAGCACGGAAACGUCGCCUGAACAGAAGUCGACGAGCUCCUCGAAAGAGUCGACCAAGUAUCUAGGCUACCAGUCCAAGUAUGACUCCUCGUUGAAGUCUUCGGAUGCCAAAGACACGGAUGCCAUCGCACUGAAAACAGAGAGCUACGUUAGUCGUGAAUUUACAGCGAAGAAAGAGGAGUCUAGUCUGACGGAGAGGAGAAACGGUGACGAUAUUAGCUUCUAUCAGCCGUCUGGUAGCGAUUACUAUCGCAAAGACAAGGAUAUCAUCGACGACGGAACUGACGAUCCUCUGUCGGAAAAGGACGUGGUACCCUCGCUGCCGCAGGAGAAACUGGACAAGCACUACCUGACCUACAAUUAUCGACACAGAGACCGGUCGAAAGUCUUGGAGAGGAGUUCCAGCAGUCUGGAUAGCAGAAGAUUCGGUGACUUGAAGUCGUCGUUGUCAACAGACGAGUUCAACACUUCCGUCGCUAAGAAGAGGUCCAGCGACAUCCUGGAGGACAUAAAGCACCUGGAGGCCAAGGCGAACGACGUAUCCUCCGACAGUGGAAUGUUAACGAAGAAGAGUAGCUACAUCUGGGAGGACCUGAAGAGCCUGGAGGCCAGGAGGCAGGACACGUUCAGUAACUCCGCGAGCAACUUCUCCAAGCGUCGUCUGGAGAUACCCGACAUAAACGUGAGUGGCGAAGGCAUGAAGUCCUACGGGAUUCAUCCUAAAAUCAAUAUCGACGAGGACAGCGACAGUAUCCUGAAGACCGUGGCACGCAGCCAGAACAACGGCGACUCGGAUGAUGGAAGAGAGUCGAAGUUGGGGGUGUGGACGAAGGUGAAGCCUCGCAAGAAGGGUAACAACGGACGCAGGAACAGCGACAGAGCAUUGAAGAUCAUCCAGGAGAAUUCUGCCAUACUUCAGAAGAUCCUCGCUUGUCAAGCCAAAAAACGAUUGCCAGAUCUCGAAGAGAUAUCAAAGGAGAUCACCAUAAGCCCCAUAAACGAGGAGAUCUCGAAGAUCUUCAGUCCCAUACUGGAGAAAAUGGGACUCAACGAGCACGAAAUCAACGAGGAACUGGCGAGAAUCAAUUUCAAGGACUUGGACAACAUGACCGCUACCAGCGUGUCCGAGUUCGACGCGAAGAUCAACGAGGAACUGUCGAAGCUCUCGCUGAUCGACGAGACGGAACAGAUAGACCAUUUUGUCCUGGAUGAAGGCAUAUCUCACGAAUACUUAGACACCAGGGAAGCUCUCAUAGACCGCAAGAUAAACGAGGAGCUAUCGAAACUGUUAUUGAAUUACGAUGAUCGUUCGCCAGCUAGCAUCUCGAACUUGGACAAGGGAUCCAGUCAGAACGUCAGCGAAAUCGACGGACUCGAGUUGUCCAGCAUCUCUACGAACGUGUUCUCUUACCAGUCGUCGAACGAUUCCAUCGAUACUAGGAGCGAGCUGGGAUCCACGCAGGAACCAACGAUCUCAGGCGACAAGUUUUCCCAAUACACCAACAAGAUGUUGCCCUACACAGUGUCCAAGUACAGAGACGACGACUCGUCACCAAAGAGCGACAUCGAUAUCUACAGGGAGCUAGAGAAGCUGGACAAGAUCUCCUCUGCUCACGUCCUACCAGACGACCCCGCUCUCGAUCUUCCUCAGAAGGAACUGACCUCCAUUCCCUACGUCCCCAACACGUCACCUUUCAAGGACAUAUCACCGUUAAGGUACGCCGCUAAGCCAAUCCCAUACGAAACCUCGCCUAUGAAAAGCUCUUACGAUCCCUACAAACCCUUCAAGCCCAAACUGUCGCCCAAACACGGAUCGACCAACCCGUUCGUGGCAGUCUCCUACGAAAAGCCCAUCAUAGACCCUACUUACGAGUACAUCAACCACAAGCCGGAUGUCUCGAUCAACGCUUACGAUAUGCACUUGAAGAGCCCAAUGAUGACGAAGGAGUCGCUGGAAUUCCGCGUGAGAUACGACAACGAGUCUAACAGAGAAGUCAGCGCCGACUAUAUGUCCCUCCAGCCAGACAGGUCGAUGACCAGCUCGAACAAGUCUCCUUAUUAUAGCAAUGGUAACAGCGAGCCACUAACGCCGACUAAGUACAUACCCAAGGAGGAGAGGUGCCUGGACACCAGCUCCUUCUUGGAGUACUCCACCGAAUCUUCGGAACUCUUUCGUCGCAAAUACGAAGCACUGUCGCCCAAAGAAUAUUCUCACGAGAGCAUAGACUACGAUCGACGCUUAAGCACGUUGCCUUCGCUGGACCAAGGUUCAGAAAUAGGCUCGUAUUUGCCAACGAAGCGCCUGGACUACCUGCCUUUGUCACCCAGUCGUCAGUUCACCGAGCAAUCUUUCCCAUCUGCUACGAACCACUACGCCUCGAAGCUGUCUCCGGCCAUGUCUGACGAGACCAAGCGACCCGUCUCGCAUCCGGAGUUCCCUGGCAAGCUGACAGUGGGCAAGUACACGGAGCUAGAUAAAGAAAGCUCCAGUUACCAGAAGUCCUCUUUGAGUCUAGGUAACAUCGGACAUUCGAGCAAGGGUGGGGAGAACAAUUAUAACCCCCUGACCAGCCCCAAGUCGCAGUUCAGCCCGUUCCCGAUCAGGAACGCUCCUAGGAAACCCAAGGAGCUCACGCUCAAGCUGGGCCUCUACUCGCCGAAGGAUCCUGACGCGGGACAGCUGAAGAGGUCAUAGUGCAAGACGACAAGAACGAUCCGUAUCGAGUUCAUCCUGUUGGUUCGUUUCUUUUGAAGGAACAAACGUAAGGGUUAAUGUUGAUUCCAGUAUUAACGAAACGGGCCUAAGUCGUCGUUUCUAAUCCGUGAAGCCCGACGUUGCUACCAGUCGAACCUAACGCUAGAAUUGUAAGACGUACAGUGAUAGCGGAUGACUUGAUAUCGACCGUGGUAGCUACGAAUGCGUUUUCGUCUCGCACAAGCAGAGGAAAAUGUCUGAGUGCUUCUGUUCGCGUGAAUCUUUCCGGUGGCAGAAUUAUUUGCAAAAUUUUGUUAACAGUGCACAGGCUGAAAGUAAGAGAAUAUUUUAUGGAAACGUGAGAACGUUUUCGAUACGUAGGAAGACUUUGGAAACGUCGCGACGGAAACAUCGCUCAACAAGAUCAACGUUAAAGACGAUUCUCACGUACUAUAUCGCAUACUUCCCCCUCGUCCCAACUAGCGUUAAUCAUUAUCUCCGUUUUUCCGAAUGUUUAUAGUCUAUGAACGUUGACUAAUUACGAACGUUUUUUACGAGCUCUGCUUGAAACGGCUUCGAAACUCCCUCGCGCACGAGUGAGAGAAAGAAACUGCUUACGGAAAUAAUAGCAUUUAAAUAUUAAAGAUCCUGCGCGAAACGUACACACACAUACACACACGCGCGCGCGCGCGUGCACAUACUUGCAAUUUCUAAUGCGAUGCCUUCAAUCUCCCUCCAAUCUCGCAAAAGGAAACCUCGUUAUCGCGUCUCGAUUGUUCGGUAAGUUGCGAUAAGUAGCCUCGAUGCGCUCGCGAAGCCUAGACGACGAAGCGAAGAAAAGUCAAGACAAGUCAUUACAAAAUGCCUUUCGUUCCGCGGUUCGCUUUGCCACGGUUAUCUCGCGUGCGACCGUAAAUCACGACACUUGGAUCGCGAGACCACCGCAACGUGAAAUUUCCAUCGAAGAGACACGUUCUGUCAGGCCAGUCUCCAAAGAAUUUAAUGAUGCAAUCGUUGGGUGUAGACAUUUUAUUGCUUUAACUCUUUGAAGUUAGGUGAAUUAAAAACUAUCUCACUUUUUGCUUACCUUUACUAUUUUUCUUUUGUAAUCGCGUGCCUCAAAGAAUUAAUGAAUGGUAGGGCAUUUCAUUCUACAGGAAAAAAUUCAAUGAGGGAUGCGAUGAGAGAAGCUGCGGAGGGUGUGUUUUCAGUUUAGUUCAAAGUUUUUAACUUUACUAUAAUAAGUGAGUUAAAAUUUCCAAUACUCCUGAUUUCUGUAUCAUUCUUAAGUCGGCGUUUAAUCUCUGGAGACUGGCCUGUACCGCGGGCGAUUGUACGAAAUUAUAGAAGUUGUUGCAUGUAGCAGAGUCGCGAUAGAGUUUAAUUUGUUCGUACGUUUGCGCAAACAUAAUCGCGCAGAGGUCUGCAACCGUUCGAAGGGGGGCAAAUGACGUGCCAUUACGCGGCGCGUGCACGAAAGGGGAGUGACAGACAAACAAAAAUUGUAAAUAACUAUAGACGUUAAUUGUAUAUUAACAAAACCAAAAACUUAAGAGUCGCUCGAGAUCUUUUUAUAUAAAAUAAAAGUAGUAUUUUUAGAUGUUUCUAAUAAGAAGAUAAUCCUCGUGUUAUCAUCGUCAUUACACGUGUACGAGCUUAGCCAAGCUAUGCUUAUCGUAAGAACGUCGUUCUUCUCGCAGAUCUCUUCAUUCCUGAUCGAAGAUGAUCGAAAGUGUCACGCGAUCGAGAAAAAUGAUAAGAAUUUGCAGCAAUCGUGAUUAAUUGCGAUGACUAAUACGUUGGUAUGCGCCGAAGACACGAACUUGAGGAAACUGUAUCGUAUCGUUUAUCUUGUUUCAGCAUCGCAUUUGCAUAGAGAUGAAUUGUUUCAUAGCACUGAAGAUAAUCGAUAAUCUGCAUUCGGAAUACAUUGAUCAUUGGAACGAUUAAAUUCUUCAAAUCAAAGAAGAAUCGAAUAUAAAAAUUAACUUACUUAUUUUUAAUGAGUACUAUAUAUCAUUCGAAGAUUCUAUCACGAAUCACGUAGCAGUUUUUACAUACUAUUGGUUCAUUCAACUUCAAGAUCUUUGUUAGAGAAAAGCACAGAAAUUGACAGAGUUUAAAUUUCUAAUAAAUUUCAACGAAAUUAUAGAGAUUGCAUUCCACAUAGAUCAUCCGUAACUUAUCUCCAUUGGCUUGCAUAGCAAAUCAGGCGUCAGAAGAUCGUUACGUCCAAUUUACCCAGCGGCAGAUGGAUUCGUCAAUUCGUCACCGAGUGCAUGCAGAUUUUUAUAAGUCCCGUUUAGGCUCGAGCCAGUCCACUUGUUCCGUAGGAGAAUACAAGAAAACGACGAAAAAAUUUCCGAAGUAGCUGCGUUUAAUGUGCCUCUAAUACCACCCUCUAUCAAGAUGAAAUUCGAUGAAAUUGCAACGACGUUCGGGUAUUCUCAGCCAGAAUUGCGCUACGGUUCGAUGAAAAUCAACUGGCCAAUUCCCUUUUCAAAGGAGACGUCGUCAACUACCUCUUGUUUUCUUUGUUGGACGGGUACGUUCGGCAUCAUUGUUCUAGGUGAGAUUUUUUGCGCGUGUACACUGGCUUAUGCGCAAAUUCCCAACUCACCGCGAUGAAAUAUCAGAGAAUACAGUUUCCAUGAACAUCGAAUACGUAGAAUCCCGCACGCGAAGCUUCUGCAGCAAUUUUGCAUUCGUCUGAACGAUCUACCUUCUCUCCCGCGUAUGAAAUCGUCAAAUAGUACAUGAACUAGGUACAGUGAGCAACGAAAAUAUUCGCAUAGUGCAUACAAUCCGAUUCCUCGUUUUGAAACGUUGUCAUUGAACAUAUAAAUAGCAUUCCAUCUUGUCUCGUACGCUGAAUUUAAUUCAGAAUUUUUUACAAAAAUAUUUGAACAAUCAAAAUGGAGUUAUGAUAUCGAAAGGAAUGUCCUGGGGAUGAAUGGAAAGGCAAGGCCUAAUUUAUUUGAAACAUGUGACUUUUGUAUUUUUUCUUCCGUCAUGAAACGACGGUUCCAAACGUUACUGUAAGAAUAUUUCCGUUGCUCUCAUUGUUUACGACUUCUGGCAAGAUAUUUUCGUGGAAACGAGACGAAAAUGCGAGGAAUCGCCGCGGACUCGCCGUCACGUUCUUCCAGUGACGCGCGGCCAAAUUCAGUGAACCGGAUCAUAGGUUCGGAAGCCUGUGAGGAAUAGAAAGUAUUCGUAAAAGGUGCUUUAACGAGGCAAUGGCGCGUUCCACCCGAACAAAGGUGAAACUACCUAGACGUAGGCUAGCUGAUAAGGAAUCGACGAUAGCGUUUGUUCGUUGUGUGUCGUAAAUGGAUCGUUUUUGAAAACCAGCAUGAACGAAUCGUCAAUGAAGAUCUCCGCUUUCGGUUCACGAAACGUUCAUUAAUUCGGUUCGAUUCGGUUCCAGGCAACUUCCCCAUCAUGGUCGGACAAUACAUUAAUAUAUUCUCCGUUCGUUUUCGUUUCCUUUAAUUUUCUUGGUCUUCAACCGUAUACCUAACGCGGGGGGACGAGAGUGUUUUCUACAGGGAUAAUCGAAGACGAGGGGGGACGAGUCGCAAUAAUUUAAGGGAAAACGAGAGCGUCGAGUGCGCGUCGUCGUGACGAGGGCACACGCGAAUCCUAUUAAAGAAGUCAUUUAUAAAGAAACGUUAUAUUUACAAAAGUGUGUGUAUGAAGUUGUUACGUGACGUUUUUGUGAGAGUUGUUGUAAAUACCUGUCGGUACGAGUCAUGCCAGAUAUAAGACUGUAUAUUUGAAGAACAUAGAAGUAUAAGUCGUUACGAAUAAAUAAACUGAAUAAAUAUAUUGGGAGAGAAAGGGUUGCUUCAAUCAUUCCCCCAGUCCUGGAAGGGUUCUCUGAUUCAUGAUUUAGUAAAGUUCGAGGGAUCCAAUAUUCAGUAAGAUUCAGAUAUUUCAAACUUCGAUUAUAUCGCUAAAAAAAUUCGGUAAAUAUUAAAUAUCUAUCCUAAAGUUCAUCAGCAGUCUAAAAUCGGCCGUUGAGAUAGAGUAAACA